GCCAGGGCUGCGAGUCGGCUCUAGGCAGUGCCUGCUAGCCGCGGGAGGGGGGAGCAGGCGGUUCCAUUGGUUGUAAAUCCAACGGUUCAAAUAGAAUUGACCGAAACUGAUUUUUUUCCGGAAAUAGUAACUGGCGAACGUUCACCAGGGAGCAACUGCCAGCCAAGGCCUAAACUGCCGCAUUAUCUUGAUCCUACGUUGCAUGUUGCAUGACAUUUUCACACUCAAAAUUAAAGAAAUGCCAUGGCAGUUCUGCAAAACGGCCAGCCAGUUUCCUGAUAUAUUGGCGAUUCCAAUAAAACAAACUCCUAACCGCCGGCUAGAGUGGAUCGAAUCCUCAGAUAGGGUUACGCCGCUAAUGCCAUGUCGGCGCCUCUUUUGGACAGAGACCCAUGCCCAGACCGCAUCAUCGAGGAUGCCGGCGGUACUUUCGCCAUGGGCGCCGUGGGAGGUUCUGUGUUCCACCUCCUCAAGGGCCUCCACAACUCGCCCAAUGGCGCGCGAAUCAGUGGCGGCAUGCAGGCCGUGCGAUCGAACGCCCCGCGGAUCGGCGGGAGCUUUGCCGUGUGGGGCACCGUCUUCUCCAUCACCAGCUGCGCCGCGGUCUUCGUGCGCCAGAAGGAGGACCCCUGGAACUCCGUCAUCGCCGGCGCCGCCACGCACGGGUUUCUCCACCUGCGCAUGGGCCUCAGGGUUGCAGGCCGCAGGGCGGUCUAUGGCGGCUGUCUCCUCGCGCUCAUCGAGGGCGGCGCCCUCAUGGUAAACCGUCUCUUCGACGCAAAGAAGAACCCCCCGCCGCGGCCGCGCCCUGCCCAUGACCCCAACUUGGCCACGGCGAUCCCAUGCCCGCCCCAGCCCGCCGUGUCCCCUGCGGAGGUCGCGAGCUCGAGCGGUGGGGGUAGCUGGUUUGGGGGCCUAUUCGGCAAGGAGAAGGAGAAGAAGGCCAGCGGCAGUGGCGGCAAGUCGGAGGUAUUAGAGAGCUUUGAGACGCCCAGCCCUCCGAUGCCAUCAUCAUCUGAAUACAAGUGAAAAGAAGGUGCGCGCGGUGCUAAUUGGACUGCUCUCUGGUCUGCAUCUUUCACUCGGUUUCAGGAAAAUGUGUUGUCUUUAAGCUUCAUCCGCUCCUUGUUUCUUCCAUUUUCACGGGAGGAAGUGGCAAUUAUCGCGUGCUUUUGUUGCACGGCGAGCAGGUUCGUGCGGUUUAGUCAUGCUGUUCUUGCACGGAUUUAGCUUCGUUUUUCCA
Triticum aestivum (bread wheat) is the source of this 1243-nucleotide messenger RNA. RefSeq names its product mitochondrial import inner membrane translocase subunit TIM17-1-like. Gene Ontology annotation, biological process: protein import into mitochondrial matrix. Gene Ontology annotation, molecular function: transmembrane protein transporter activity. Bases 364 to 1029 code for a protein of 221 amino acids. The record is from RefSeq and is a predicted model, not a curated record. The transcript has a single exon. Gene Ontology annotation, cellular component: TIM23 mitochondrial import inner membrane translocase complex. Lineage: Eukaryota; Viridiplantae; Streptophyta; Magnoliopsida; Poales; Poaceae.